Messenger RNA from Camelina sativa (false flax), 4515 nucleotides. The record is from RefSeq and is a predicted model, not a curated record. Lineage: Eukaryota; Viridiplantae; Streptophyta; Magnoliopsida; Brassicales; Brassicaceae.
CGGUUUAAUAGAAUCAAAGAAACACAAAACAAAACAAAAAAGAAUCAGUGAAGAAGCAAAAAAAGAAAAAAAAUGGAACAAUCUCAGCGAACAACAACAGUCGCUGCUGCAACGCCUUCGUCAUCACGAUCUUACCAAUUCCACCCUGCUCGUGCUGCUAUCAUUGAUCUCUUCAAUCUCUACUUAGGGAGAGGAAGCCGUCCUAAGCCCGAUGAGUCCCUCCGAGAUCCUCCGAACAAAUCACAGAAGCGUGUUCAUGCUCCCAACAGAGACUUACCCCCAAGAAACGAGCAAUUUAUAUUGGAUUUUGAGCAGCUUCAAACCCAAUUCAAUGAUCCAGAGCAAUUGAGGACGAUUACGGAGUCAGUUUUGAUACCUUUGGUUGUGCAAUGUAGCAACCAUGCGCCUCGUGCUGAGUUUCUUCUCUUUGCAUUGCGUACAUUGUGUAGGAUUAGUUAUAUCAAUUGGGAUACUUUUUUACCAUCCCUUCUCUCUUCGGUUUCUGCUGCUGAGGCGUCCAUAACACAAAGUGCUCAAGCUGCUGCAGCAGCGGCUGGUUCUUCUGCUACUUCUUCACAGUCUUUAGUUCCUGUAUCUGCGAAUGCUAUCGCUAGCUCGUCGAAUUAUCAUUCCGCUUAUCCAACGUCAUUGUUGCCUGCAGCUCAUGGUAUUGGUUCUCCAUCACCUUCAGGGAAUGAGCCGGGAAUGUCUUUCCCACAGGUUAGAUCUUUGGAGAAUGGGCAGCAGAUGAUUGCAAGGGCAGGCCAGAGUGUAAGAGAGAAUGCUAUGAGAAACAGUCAACGGAUUAGAGCUGCUGCUAUCAACAGUCUCCGUCAGCUCAGUUGCAAGAUUAUCUUGAUUGGUGUUGAAUUUAAUCUCAAACCUGUUACUCAUGCCGAGAUUUUCCAGUACAUGAUGAAUUGGCUUGUGAACUGGGACAAGAGAGAUCUGGGAACUGAGGACUCUGCAGGAAAGUCGUGGAGAUCUGAGAAGACUUUAGCUGAAUGGUUACGGAGUUGUUUGGAUGUGAUCUGGCUGUUGGUAGAAGAGGGCGUGGAGCUUGUGAUGACUGCGUUGAAUUCAGAUGCUAAAAAGGUGGAGACUACUAGGAAGAUCUUAUCAUUUCACAGGGAAGACAGAAAUUCUGAUCCCAAUAAUCCUCAGAGUGUGUUGCUUGACUUCGUAAGCAGUUGUCAGAAUCUACGGAUUUGGUCACUAAGCACAACGACUAGGGCAUACCUAAACAAUGAACAGCUGUUGAAGGGAAAGCAGAUCGAUGAGUGGUGGAGAAGCAAAGGGGAGCGCAUGAUGGAUUAUAUGAAUAUGGAUGAUAGGUCGAUUGGCAUGUUUUGGGUUGUUUCCUACACCAUGGCACAACCAGCAUGUGAAACAGUUAUAAAUUGGUUAUCUUCAGCUGGCAUGGCUGAGUUGCCGGGAUUACAGCCAAACGACAGAGUAAUGAUGACGCAGGAAGUGACACCGUUACCUAUGUCAUUGCUAUCUGGCUUUUCAAUGAACUUGUGCUUGAAAUUGGCCCUUCAGAUGGAAGAAGCUUUGUUUGUUAGCCAGGUUGUUCCUAGUAUUGCAAUGGUUGAGACAUACACAAGAUUGCUGCUGAUAUCCCCUCAUUCGAUGUUCCGUUCGCAUUUCAGUCAAUUGGCCCAGCGAAAUGCUUCUCUGCUAAGCAAGCCUGGGGUGACGUUGCUUGUUCUUGAGAUUCUGAAUUAUCGUUUGCUUCCGCUCUACAGAUACCAAGGAAAGAGUAAGACUUUAAUGUACGAUGUAACUAAAAUAAUCUCUGCAUUGAAAGGAAAACGUGGUGACCACCGUAUAUUCAGACUAGCUGAAAACUUGUGCAUGAAUCUCAUUUUAUCACUCAGAGACUUUUUUUCUGUGAAACGGGAGGGAAAAGGUCCAACUGAAUUCACUGAAACAUUAAACCGCAUAACCAUCAUGACUCUUGCUAUCACGAUCAAAACACGUGGUAUCGCUGACGCUGAUCAUUUAGUUUAUCUGCAAACCAUGUUGGAACAAAUACUCGCGACGAGUCAGCAUACAUGGUCAGAGAAGACGAUGCGACAUUUUCCAACCCUUCUCCGUGACACUUUGGUUGGACGGGUAGACAAGAGGGGCCUAUCAAUUCAAGCGUGGCAACAGGCUGAAACAACUGUGAUAAACCAGUGCACUCAGCUUCUCUCACCAUCUGCUGAACCCGCGUACGUUGUGACAUACCUCGGUCACAGUUUUCCUCAACACCGCCAGUAUCUAUGUGCUGGUGCUUGUCUGCUGAUGCAAGGCCACGCUGAUAACAUCAACAGCGCAAAUCUGGCACGGGUUCUGAGAGAAGUUUCUCCUGAAGAAGUCACUGCUAACAUAUACACUUUGGUCGAUGUUUUGCUUCACCACAUUCAUGUAGAUCUUCAGCAAGGACAAUCUUUAGAGGCAGUUCUAGACAAGGCAGGCGCAAAUCUUGCAUUUUUCUUCUGGACACACGAAAUGCUUCCUCUCGACAUUUUUCUUCUAGCGCUCAUUGAUCGUGAUGAUGAUCCGCACGCCUUGAUAAUUGCAAUGAGCUUACUUAAAACGCCAGACCUUCUGCUGAGGAUUAAAAACUACUGCCAAAACCGUGGGUCUCCUGAGCACUGGCUUAUCACACAGGUGUUCAAACGAAAUGACUUGCAGAAGGCCCUUGGUAACCAUCUUUCUUGGAAGGACAGGUAUCCGACGUUCUUGGAUGAUAUUGCCGCGCGUUUGCUUCCAGUUAUCCCACUAGUGGUGUACAGGCUCAUCGAGAACAAUGCGAUGGAGCAAGCUGAUAAUCUUUUGCUAUUGCACUCGCAUUUUCUAGCUUACCAUCCUCUCAGAUUCACGUUUGUUCGUGACACACUCGCCUAUUUCUAUGGUCAUCUUCCUGGGAAACUUGUUCUGCGCAUGCUCAAAGUACUUGAUCUCAGCAAGAUUCCAUUCUCUGAAUCAUUCCCGCAGUACAUUAGCCCAGCCGGUGCCGCUGUAUGCCCACCUCUAGAUUACUUCGCCACUCUUCUGCUUAAUCUCGUAAACAACGUUAUACCUCCACUUAGCAGCAGCAGCAACUGCAGCUCGAGGUCUGGCUCAAUGGCAGACAUCUUAAACAGCUCAGCGAGACCUCCUCAUGGAAAAACUCCAGGAACAUCUCAGCCUGGACCAGCAAACGCCUCUGAGGGCCAGAAAGCAUUCUAUCAGAUACAGGAUCCAGGAACUUACACUCAAUUGGUUCUUGAGACGGCCGUGAUCGAGAUCCUCUCGCUUCCCGUCUCCGCUGCUCAGAUUGUCUCUUCGCUUGUCCAGAUAAUUGUCAACAUACAAUCGACUCUCAUUCAAUCUGGAAACGGGUUCCAGGGCGCUGCAAACGGGGUGGGGCAAGGUUCAGUACUGCCUACGUCUCCCUCAGGAGGGAGCACGGACUCCAUGAGCGCUGGCCGGUCCACUUGUCUGAUUCCUGGUAUCAACACGGCGAGCUUUGUCUCUAGAAGCGGUUAUACAUGUCAGCAACUGUCGUGUCUGUUGAUUCAAGCUUGUGGGCUCUUGUUGGCUCAGCUCCCUCCGGAUUUUCACACGCAGCUUUACUCGGAGGCAUCACGUGUGAUAAGGGAAACAUGGUGGCUUAAGGACGGGACGAGAUCACAAGGUGAAAUAGACUCGGCUCUUGGAUACGCUUUGAUGGAUCCUACAUGGGCUGCUCAGGACAACACCUCUACUGCCAUAGGAAAUACAGUCGCCUUGCUUCAUGCUUUCUUCAGCAAUCUCCCACAAGAAUGGCUUGAUGGCACGAAUAACAUCAUCACGAAUCUCCGACCUGUGACAUCUGUUGCAAUGCUCAGAGUUGUAUUCCGUAUUAUGGGGCCACUGCUUCCGAGGCUCGCCAACACACAUACGCUCUUUAACAAGACGCUAGCCCUUCUCUUAAGCGCAUUGGUCGAUGUGUUUGGAAAGAACGCACAGACAACAGCCCCUGUUGAAGCAUCCCAGAUUGCAGAUCUUAUUGAUUUCUUACACCAUAUUAUUCACUACGAGGGACAAGGGGGAGCUGUUCAAACUAACAGCAAGCCGAGACCAGACAUCUUGGUGUUAAUCGGAAGAGUAGCAGAUUCUCUCCGACCAGAUGUACAGCACCUUCUCGCUCACCUCAAAACCGACCCCAAUUUUUCUAUAUACGCAGCUGCUCAUCAGAAUACUGCAAAGACCAACACCUCUUAAUAAAGCACUCAGAUGAUGAUAAUGUGUGCCCUGGGUGGAGAUAAAGUCGUAGAGCAAUAGAAGCACAGAAGAUUGUUUAUUUCACAUCUGGUAAAUUUGGUUCAUGGUCUACAACUUGUUUUGUUUAUAUUGUGUAUAUAACAUUUUGUUUCUCUUAUUUAUGAAAUUUAGAAUUUAAACUAUCUUUAGAUGAUAAAGCGGCCUUAAGUAAUUUAAAUACUUUAUUUUGACAAAGUGUUGUAAUGAAUUUGGAUGAUAUAAUUCAUAAACUUAUAUAAA